AAGGCAUCAAGGGAUCAGGCUGCUGCUUGCAAGAGGAGGGGAUACCACCUCAGGACCAGUGUGUGAGACCGUGUUACAAACUUUCCAUUACCAAUUACAUUAAGGCUCACCAGUUACAGUGAAGAUGCCACAGAAUGUGGUCCUCCCUGGACCUGCUCCCUGGGGUUUCAGGCUAACUGGGGGCAUAGAUUUUAACCAGCCUCUGGUCAUCUCAAGGAUAACUCCUGGAAGCAAAUCAUCUAUGGCAAACUUGUGUCCCGGUGAUAUGAUACUUGCUAUUGAUGGGUACAACACGGAAAACAUGACACAUGCAGAGGCACAGGACAGAAUCAAAGCGGCAACAGAUCAACUCUGUUUAAAGAUCGACAGAGCAGAAACCAGGAUGUGGUCUCCCCAGGUCUGUGACGAUGGAAAGUCACAUCCUUAUAAAAUAAACUUGGAAGCUGAACCACAGGAUUUGGGAUACUUUGAGCACAAGCAUAAUAUCCGGCCUAAGCCUUUCAUACUGCCAGGCCGAAGCAGUGGAAGCAGCACUCCUUCAGGUUUUGACCCCGGCAGCGGGCGCAGCACUCCUUCCACCGCAAGCACUGUUGGCACUAUAGAUCCGUGUGAGCUGAAAGCCGCUUCUCGGAUUGCACCUAACAUCCCCUUGGAAAUGGAGCUUCCCGGCGUGAAGAUCGUGCAUGCUCAGUUCAAUACACCCAUGCAGCUCUAUUCUGACGACAACAUAAUGGAAAGUCUACAAGGCCAGGUUUCUACCAUACUAGGGGAGAAGUCACAGAUGAGCGAUCCGGUGCCUGCCGGUGUGCCUCAGUCAGAUGUAUACAAAUUUCUUCAUGAUGACGCAGAGCAUCCAAGCAAACCUAGGCAGUCUGGUUCAUUUAAAGUUCUACAGGACAUGGUUGAUGAUGACCCUGAUCGCCCUUCAGGUACAAGGAGUGUUAAGGCACCGCUAACUAAGCCAAAUGCAGGAGCGGCAGCUGUGCAGAAGGUGCCAGUCUGUGACAAAUGUGGAAAUGGCAUAGUCGGCACUGUUGUGAAGGCUCGGGACAAGCUCCGUCAUCCCGAAUGCUUUGUGUGUGAAGACUGCAACCUGAACUUGAAGCAGAAGGGGUACUUCUUUGUGGAGGGUCAGCUGUACUGUGAAAACCAUGCAAGAGCACGCAUGAGGCCACCUGAGGGAUACGAUGCCGUCACUAUCUACCCAAAGGCUUAAAGUUUGAACACAUCCCAUCUGCUAAUGCAGGGCUUUACAGACUAGGCUAGGCCAACUUUCCUGAGUUUAAAAAGGCAGAUUUAACAGUACAUAUGCAUCUAGUUAUUAUGUGGACAGGAAGCACAGCAUUUAUAUUAAUAAAAAACACAACUCACUGUAGAUCACACGAGCAACUGGUUGGAAAUGAAAUCACUGCCAGAAGUGUCCUUUUGCUUUUAAUUGAGCAACAUGCAUUGCCUUUUAUUUGUAAUAUAGAUAUAGCACAUGUCAAUUGUGGAUGGAACAAGAAAUGUGUAGUUUUGUAGAUUGUUAGCUCCUACGCCUAGGAAAAUUAAAUUUAAAAAGGUUACCGCUUAUUAAAUAUUUGUUUACGCAGCUUGCCAUGCACGUGGGGGGAUGAGAUAACGAAGAAAAAUACUGAAUUGUUUAGCUACUCAUUUUUGUACAGUUACUCAAGCUUCCAGUGACAAGGUAUUAACUUCACCGUCACAUGGGAAUCAUUAAUCUAAGCUCAAAUAAUAUUUAGCCGGCACACUAUCAUUUCCACAAAUAUUUAUACUAUUUUUCAUCUUAUUCCCAUAUGUCUAGCAUAUUCAUAAAAUAUUCUUCAAUAUUUUGUCCCAACGUUGAGGAUUUCUCCUUUCCUUCCCCACGAGUCGUUUGGGGUCUGUUUUAUUGCCAUUGAGAAUGCAGUUUCAAAGUAAUAAAAAAUGUUUUGCUUUAAUAAGUAAUCAUUAAAACGAAUGAAUGACAAGACUUGUUUAUGUGUGUGUGGGGGGGGGUCACUUUUUUGCAAUCCUGCUACUAAUGCUUGUAAUAUUGUGUUAAUAGAGGGUUUUUUAGGCUCACGGCCAUUGGAAAUGAAUUUGUCUGUUAUUUUGUUAUAUAACCGAUAAUAAACCUUUAAAAC
Spea bombifrons (plains spadefoot toad) is the source of this 2126-nucleotide messenger RNA. It is a transcript of the gene PDLIM3, whose product is annotated as PDZ and LIM domain 3. The record is from RefSeq and is a predicted model, not a curated record. Gene Ontology annotation, cellular component: stress fiber; filamentous actin; adherens junction. The coding region runs from base 125 to 1216 and encodes 363 amino acids. The transcript is spliced from 8 exons. Lineage: Eukaryota; Metazoa; Chordata; Amphibia; Anura; Pelobatidae. Gene Ontology annotation, biological process: heart development; actin cytoskeleton organization; muscle structure development. Gene Ontology annotation, molecular function: muscle alpha-actinin binding; actin binding.